CGGGGCUUGGCCCAAGCCGUUGCUUUCUCUGAGGACCGCCGGGAGGGGCCAAGUGGCUGAGCCCAGCGCUGCGCACUUGGACGCUGGCUGGAGUGCGAGAGGGCGACGCCAGCCUUGCAGCGCCGAGCAAAAACCAGAACCAGCAGAGCAUCUCCUAGGACUCCUAUUCUGAGGAACCGCUCCGGAACAGGCUGCUCGGGUCCUGCUGUUUGACAGGGAACUCCAGGGCCGGCAGGAUGGGGUCAGCCUGCAUCAAAGUCACCAAGUACUUUCUCUUCCUCUUCAGCUUGCUCUUCCUGAUCCUGGGCGGCGUGAUCCUGGGCUUCGGGGUGUGGAUCCUGGCCGACAAGAGCAGUUUCAUCUUUGUCCUGCAGUCGUCCUCCAGCGUGUUCAACGUGGGGGCCUACGUCUUCAUCAGCGUGGGGGCCGUCACCAUGUUCAUGGGCCUCCUGGGCUGCGUCGGCGCCGUGAAGGAGGUCCGCUGCCUGCUGGGGCUGUACUUUGUCUUCCUCCUGCUGGUCCUCAUCGCCCAGGUGGCUGCUGGUGUCCUCUUCUAUUUCAACAUGGGCAAGGUGAAGCAGGAGAUGGGCAGCAUCGUGAUCAAGCUCAUCCGGGACUACAAGGACGGCGAGAAGGACAGGCUGCAGCAGGGCUGGGACUACGUGCAGGCUCAGGGCAAGUGCUGUGGCUGGGCCAGCCCCUACAACUGGACGGAAAACGCUGAGCUCAUGAACCGCACCACCGUCACCUACCCCUGCUCCUGCGAGAUCAAGGACGACAACAACAACAGCAGCCACCUCAUGAUGAGUAACGGCUUCUGCGAGCAUCCCAGCGGCAACAUGACCCAGAGUGGCAACAAUCCCGGCGACUGGCCUGUGUAUCAGGAUGGCUGCAUGCAGAAGGUGCAGGCGUGGCUGCAGGACAACCUGGGCAUCAUCCUGGGCGUGUGUGUGGGCAUCGCUUUCAUUGAGCUCCUGGGGAUGCUCCUGUCCAUCUGCCUGUGCCGGCACAUCCAUUCCGAAGACUACAGCAAGGUCCCCAAGUACUGAGGCAGCUGCUGUCCCCACCUCCCUGCCCGUCCCCCCACCUCAGGGCUCUCCCUGGGGGAGCUUGGCGUCUCCCUGGCUCGCUCCCCCAGGCCUGCCUUCCAACUCACUGCCAAGGCCCCUUGCCCAUGCUGUGCUCUGUGCUGGCUGGAAAUGAGGGGUCUUCUGGGGCCUGGGCCCCACUCCCUGCCUUUCCGCCUCCGGCCUUGAGCCCGGCUAUUCUGUGGCUCCUCCGCUCACUGCCCACCGGGGUUCUCCGAGCAGCUCGGAGAAAACACCCCUGCAGCAUCUCUGCACAGGUGGGCUGGGUCUCUACCUGCCUCUGGGGAUGUAUAUAUUGUAUGGGGGAGAGUGUAUUAAAAAUGGGGGGAUGUAGAUAAGGUACUCUGGGCUGUCAGGGGACUGCCCACUGCGUGGGUCAACUUUUUUUCCACUACGAUGCUUAGACCUUUGACUUUCACAUUUUCAUGAAAGGCUGUGGGAGAGGGUGGGCUUCACCUGAUGUUAGGGGCAGCACCCCUGCCCCAGGCCUGGCCCCGCCCCGCCCAGGCAGCUCAGAUCCGCCUGGGCCAUGUCCUGGGAGCAUGACUCGGAUGAGCUCAGCCCAGCAGGGCUUAGCCCGGCUCUGGGCUGCUUAGGGAAUCGGGCGAGUCCUCGGGGUGUGGCGCAGAGCUGACCCUGUGUCCUCUGGCCCCUGAGCCGUCCAGGGAAGCGGGAAGGAUGCUUUCCCUUGUCCUCUGCCUCCCGGGAAGUGGGUGUGUGAGGCUGCGCUUUGUAGGGGAGUGGGAAGGGGCUCCAUGCAUGGUCCUGUAAAGCAUACUCAAGAUAUGAAGACUGACUAUUAAAGACGAUUUGUAACAACCUA
Phyllostomus hastatus (greater spear-nosed bat) is the source of this 1911-nucleotide messenger RNA. RefSeq names its product CD82 molecule (gene CD82). The transcript is spliced from 10 exons. The coding region runs from base 237 to 1049 and encodes 270 amino acids. Gene Ontology annotation, cellular component: membrane. The record is from RefSeq and is a predicted model, not a curated record. Lineage: Eukaryota; Metazoa; Chordata; Mammalia; Chiroptera; Phyllostomidae.